Messenger RNA from Fusarium vanettenii 77-13-4, 1068 nucleotides. RefSeq lists its product as uncharacterized. Gene Ontology annotation, cellular component: cytoplasm. Lineage: Eukaryota; Fungi; Ascomycota; Sordariomycetes; Hypocreales; Nectriaceae. Gene Ontology annotation, molecular function: 2-oxoglutarate-dependent dioxygenase activity. The coding region runs from base 1 to 1068 and encodes 355 amino acids. The transcript has 5 exons. The record is from RefSeq and is a predicted model, not a curated record.
AUGUCUACUACCACCACUCAGACCUCAGGCUCGACCACCACGGUCAACAAGUACAAAUAUGGCGCUUAUCUCCCGGUGUACGAUGAGACCACUACGUUUCCACCACUUCAGCCAUUUGAGUUCAACGACCGUGGACUGGUUGCGAAUAAGGCCAAAUCCAACCUCUUUCCAGAAGGCAAUUCCGAUUUUCAGGUUUCCAAGAUAACCCCCGUUAUCGGAACUGAGAUUCGUGGCCUCCAGCUUUCUCAGUUGAAUGAUCUGCAAAAAGACGAGCUGGCCCUCUUGAUUGCCGAGCGCGGUGUCGUUGUUUUCCGUGAACAGGAUUUCAAAGACAUCGGCAUUCAAAAGCAGAAGGAGUUUGGUCGCUAUUUUGGCCCGCUGCACAUCCAUCCAACUGGAGCUCACAUCAAGGACCAUCUGGAGUUCCACAACAUCUAUCUUGGUCCAGACAACGAAUACCGGAACGAGAGCAAGCUUGAUAAGCUGUCUACCAUAGGCUAUCAUUCUGAUGUGUCAUACGAGCACCAACCACCAGGUAUCACCAUCCUGACUUUGCUGUCUGUACCUCCUUCAGGUGGAGACACGAUUUGGGCAAGCCAAACUGCUGCAUAUGCUAGACUGAGCACCCCGAUUAAGACUCUUCUGGAGGGUCUGCGCGCCGAGCAUAGCGGAUACCCACAGGCAGAAAAGGCGCGCCGAGAUGGCCGUCAUGUGAGACGGGAGCCUGUAAAGAGUGAGCAUCCCAUUGUCAGGAUCCAUCCGGCCACUGGACAGAAGGCGUUGUUUAUCCAGCCUGGUUUCACCAAGCGUAUCAUCGGACUUAAGCAAGAGGAAUCAGACGGAUUGCUCAAGAUUCUGUUCAAACAUAUCGCACAAGGACAGGACUUCCAGGCUCGAGUAAGAUGGGAAGAAGGGACUGUUGCACUCUGGGAUAACAGAGUUACUGCUCACACCGCUGUCAAUGACUACAAUGUGCAUAACCCACAGGAAGGGCUGCGCCAUGGGUUCCGAAUCACGACAUUGGCUGAUAAGCCUAUUGGCGUGAACGGGCUGGAAAGCGUUUGGUAG